UUUACAAAGGAGUGAACGUAUGUACGUACGUCACGAAACAGUCAGGAAGUAAUAGGCAGUACGUGGCCUUUUUAUCUUGGUCUACAGGAGCAGAAGCUGUGCUUCAUACAAAAUGGAACUCGAGGCUAUGACCAGAUACACCAGCCCGGUGAACCCGGCUGUGUUCCCACAUCUGACGGUAGUCCUGCUGGCUAUCGGCAUGUUCUUCACCGCCUGGUUCUUCGUCUAUGAGGUCACUUCAACAAAAUACACCAGAGAUGUUUACAAAGAGCUGCUGAUCUCCCUUGUGGCUUCACUUUUCAUGGGUUUUGGUGUGCUAUUCCUACUCCUCUGGGUUGGCAUCUAUGUAUGAAGUUUUGGGAUUCAGGUGACUGACACAUGACACAACACAUUCCAGUAGAACGGAUAACAUCACACAAGGAACUGGAUUUCAAGAUAUGAUUGGACUGCACUGACGAUUUUGGGAUCAUAUGGACUGUUUUUCUUUUCACAAGUAAAGAAUAAUUUGUACAACUUGG
Sphaeramia orbicularis (orbiculate cardinalfish) is the source of this 518-nucleotide messenger RNA. It is a transcript of the gene tmem258, whose product is annotated as transmembrane protein 258. The transcript is spliced from 4 exons. The coding region runs from base 113 to 352 and encodes 79 amino acids. Lineage: Eukaryota; Metazoa; Chordata; Actinopteri; Kurtiformes; Apogonidae. The record is from RefSeq and is a predicted model, not a curated record. Gene Ontology annotation, cellular component: oligosaccharyltransferase complex.